This is a messenger RNA of Archocentrus centrarchus (flier cichlid), 1653 nucleotides long. RefSeq names its product four and a half LIM domains 1b (gene fhl1b). The record is from RefSeq and is a predicted model, not a curated record. Gene Ontology annotation, molecular function: transmembrane transporter binding. Bases 161 to 1000 code for a protein of 279 amino acids. Gene Ontology annotation, biological process: muscle organ development. Lineage: Eukaryota; Metazoa; Chordata; Actinopteri; Cichliformes; Cichlidae. The transcript is spliced from 6 exons.
GGGUCUGAGGCUGGGUGACUGGGUCGAGUCGAUGCAGCCACAGACUGCAGUAUUUAUAACACGUGAGGCUGUCGCUGAAGCGGAGUUGCGUUGCUUCCAGAAAGCCGCUCAUCCACCGCUGCAGACCUCACUCUGAUCCCGGCGUGAGUGUAUCCUGACGAUGGCAGACAGCGCACAGUGUUUCUACUGUCGCGAGGACCUCGGGGGGAAGAGGUUCGUCCGUAACGAGGGCAGGCCGGUGUGCGUUCGUUGCCACACAAAGUUCUGCGCCAACUCCUGCGCCGAGUGCCAUCGGCCCAUCUCUGUGGAAACAAAGGAGCUCAGCCACAAGGGCCGAUACUGGCACGAAGAGUGUUUCCGUUGUGCAAAGUGUUACAAGCCUCUGGCAAAGGAGCCCUUCAGCACCAAGGAUGACCGCAUCAUGUGUGGAAAGUGCUGCUCCAGAGAGGAUGCUCCACGCUGCCACGGCUGCUAUAAACCCAUACUGGCUGGAACAGAGAGUGUGGAGUACAAAGGGAACUCGUGGCACGAUGAAUGUUUCACCUGUUACAACUGUAAACGACCAAUAGGAUCAAAGAAUUUUGUCUCCAAAGGAAACGACAUUUACUGCAGCCCCUGCUAUGACGACAAAUUUGCCAAACAUUGUGUCAGCUGCAAAAAGCCUAUAACCUCUGGAGGAGUGAACUACCAGGACCAGCCGUGGCACAGCCACUGUUUUGUGUGCAGCUCCUGUGCAAAACCUCUGGCAGGCACAAGUUUCACCAACCACCAGGACCAGGUCUUCUGUGUCGAUUGCUACAAGAACUCUGUGGCCAAGAAGUGCAGCGGAUGCCAAAACCCCAUCACAGGUUUUGGUAAGGGGGUGAAUGUGGUGAACUAUGAGGGCAGCUCCUGGCAUGAAUACUGCUUCAACUGUAAGAAAUGCUCCCUCAGUCUGUCCAACAAGCGUUUCGUAGCCAAGGGAAAAGACAUCCUCUGCAGCGAUUGCGGCAAUAAGUAGAGGCGAACAAAUCGGUGUUUGUUGCAGCCUUUUUAUUUAAUUUGUUUUGUUUCAAUAUCUUGUUUAUUAUCAAGCUGAAAUCUUGGAAGAUUAAGUGAUGGGAACAUUGAAACCAAAAUGUCAUUUUUAUCAGUUGUUUGCUCUGAUGCCGCAUGCUAACACGACAUACAUGAUGUGACGCAUAUGUUUGAAAUGAGAAAUUGAGUCUGGCAGUUUCCUGUAGGAGAGAUUCAUUAUAUUCAAAUAUGUAUUCAAAUGUGUUUUGAGCCACUAGUAACAAGUUUUCAUGGAAGGUGAACACGGUCAGCUGAGAUGAAUCAAGCGUUUCUUUCUGUCCCAAUGUAAGAGAAGAGUAUUUUUACAAACAUCUAUUAAUGCUAACUUUCAUUUCAUUGUUAAUUUUUUUUUUUGUAAGCGGAGAAAUUAAAGCUUGUCACGUUGCAGUUCAGCGAUAUAAAUAAUCAAAUUAAAUAUGUAAAGUUGCUUGAAUUGCUAUCUUUAAAUCUUCAUGUGUGUAUUUAAGUUUUUCUAUUUGCCGACUGCCACGUGAUUAUAUGCUUACUGUAUUUUUUACAGGAAAAUAAAUAUAAAAUUGGAAUAAAUUUUGCAUGUUCCCGUGAGUUUCAAAGCUGAAAUAAAUUUCUAUAAAACUG